GAAACCCUAACUCAACUUCCAUCACCAAAACCCAAUCCACUCUUCAUCAUCAUCUCAAGUCAUGGCUGGAAUUGCACCUGAGGGGUCACAGUUCGAUACUCGUCAAUAUGAUUCCAAAAUGAAUGACUUACUUUCAUCUGAUGGGCAGGAUUUCUUCACUUCCUAUGAUGAGGUCUAUGAUAGUUUUGACGCUAUGGGUUUGCAGGAGAAUCUUCUCAGGGGCAUUUACGCAUAUGGUUUUGAAAAGCCAUCUGCCAUUCAGCAAAGGGGAAUAGUUCCCUUCGUCAAGGGACUUGAUGUUAUUCAGCAGGCUCAGUCUGGAACUGGGAAGACUGCUACUUUCUGCUCCGGUAUUCUGCAGCAACUUGACUAUGGCUUGACUCAAUGCCAAGCCUUGGUUUUAGCACCAACCCGUGAGCUGGCUCAGCAGAUUGAGAAGGUUAUGCGGGCACUUGGAGAUUAUCUCGGUGUGAAGGUUCACGCAUGUGUGGGAGGUACCAGUGUGCGUGAAGACCAACGCAUUCUAUCUAGUGGUGUUCAUGUUGUGGUUGGUACCCCUGGUCGUGUGUUUGACAUGCUGCGCAGGCAGUCACUUCAGCCAGAUUACAUCAAGAUGUUUGUAUUGGAUGAGGCUGAUGAAAUGCUUUCCCGGGGUUUCAAGGAUCAGAUCUACGAUAUAUUUCAGCUGCUGCCAUCUCAGAUUCAAGUGGGAGUUUUCUCUGCUACAAUGCCUCCCGAGGCCCUUGAGAUCACAAGGAAGUUUAUGAACAAGCCUGUGAGGAUCCUUGUGAAGCGUGAUGAGCUCACCUUGGAGGGUAUAAAGCAGUUUUAUGUCAAUGUUGAGAAAGAGGAAUGGAAGCUGGACACACUCUGUGAUCUUUAUGAGACCUUAGCUAUCACUCAGAGUGUCAUUUUUGUGAACACUAGAAGGAAAGUUGAUUGGUUGACUGACAAGAUGAGAAGCCGAGACCACACAGUCUCAGCAACCCAUGGAGACAUGGACCAGAAUACCAGGGACAUUAUUAUGCGUGAAUUCCGUUCUGGUUCUUCCCGUGUCUUGAUUACUACUGAUCUUUUGGCUCGUGGUAUUGAUGUCCAACAAGUGUCUCUAGUUAUAAAUUUUGAUCUCCCUACACAGCCUGAGAACUAUCUUCAUCGUAUUGGUCGUAGUGGGAGGUUUGGAAGGAAAGGUGUUGCUAUCAACUUUGUCACAAAGGAUGACGAGAAAAUGCUGUAUGACAUCCAGAAGUUUUAUAAUGUGUUAGUUGAGGAGCUUCCUUCAAAUGUGGCCGAGCUCCUCUGAUGAGAUUUUGUCCUCCAUCGUAUUAGAUGUAAUGCUUCUCUCUCCCAUCUGUUUCCCUGGUUGUACUUCUGCUCUUAAACUUUGUUUAAUAGGCUUAGUAAUUUAAUUUAAAUUGUGAGUUGUCUGAAUAUCUAACUGAUUAUUACUUUGCUAUGUCGAAUCUCAUUAAUGACCCAAUUGGUGUAUGUCUGUCGUUGCACAUUUCUAGCUGGCA
Cajanus cajan (pigeon pea) is the source of this 1517-nucleotide messenger RNA. NCBI's taxonomy places the organism in Eukaryota, Viridiplantae, Streptophyta, Magnoliopsida, Fabales, Fabaceae. The record is from RefSeq and is a predicted model, not a curated record.